Molecule: messenger RNA, 1913 nt
Organism: Coccinella septempunctata (seven-spotted ladybird)
Lineage: Eukaryota; Metazoa; Arthropoda; Insecta; Coleoptera; Coccinellidae
Product: spore coat protein SP85-like
Exons: 3
Coding region: 336-1634 (432 amino acids)
Source: RefSeq, a predicted model, not a curated record
UGCUAUGAUGCAUCGAUUUCUAUACAAACGUUUCCACCGUCCGAGUCAUUUUACCAUGAAAAAGUCAAACAGGUCGUGAAAGGUAUGUGUCGCUUUCGAAUCGAGCGGUUCAGUUUCCGACCCAACCACGGGAUCUCAAGAAAGAGUAGACGUAAUUCCACUUGAGGAGAACAAUAGUAGUUCUUCGGAAGUGAAUAAUCACGACGGUUCAGAGGUCGAACAGAUAUAGUUAAGUGUCCGUUUGUAUUGAUCACGGGGUCGAUAUGAAGUGAACCCCUGAAAGGUUAUGAUAAUGCUGUGAAAUAAGUUCUUCGUUGUGCUAGUGACCGGGAAAAAUGGGAAAAUCUAAGUGUAUUCAUUUCUUGCUUAUACUAUUGGUCCUUCUAGAAAAUCAUCUUGUAUUAUGUAAGAAGAGCAUUAGCAGUGGAAGAAUUUCUAGGCCUUCAAGACCAAGACCCAACCCGACACAUAGGCCUUAUACAGCUGCACCAACACAUAGGCCAUAUACAGCAGCUACUCGAGCACCAACUUACAAACCUUUUCCUUCUCCAGUACCUACUUACAGACCACAGUCAGUGCCAGGAAGGAAUCCAACAUAUAGGCCAGCCACACAACCUGGCAGAUAUCCAACUCAGUCAUCAAGAUACCCACAAGGUCCCCCACCAGCGUAUCCAGGAAAUCAACCAGGAGCAUAUAGACCAACCUUCGCACAACCGAAUCAACAGAGUUUCCAACGACCUCUGCAAAUUCCCCAGCCUGGCGGCACGACUAAGGUGAAAGUAUACAACAUAAACAAUUACCAUCCUCCGAACUACUAUGCUCCAAUGGUUUAUCCCUCAUACCACUAUUCUCCCGUGAGCACCGGUAGCGGGGUCCUUGGCUUCUUUCUGGGAUACUCCCUCGCUCGUAUCACCAGUCCAACGUUCUCUCAUUGUCAUUCCUGCUACAACGGAUAUGUGCCAAGAUACGACCAUUACACUGUGCAUCAUUACUACCACAAUAACAAUAAUGUGCCCAAGGAACAAACAGUGACAACCAACAAUAUCAUCACUUGUGGUGACAGUUCACAGAUUUGUCCCGCGAAUACUAUAUCAUUAUGUACAGCCACCGGUCAGAUCAUGUGUGUGGUAGCUGUUACCAAAACGAUACCCUGUGACAAGGAUCCAAAUAUGAAAUGUGUCCAAAGUAGCGUACCCUGUGAGAAUAACGAUGCACCUGAAUGCAAGGGAAAAGCCAAAGGUGAAACCACCACAGUAAAUAUCCCUUGCAUUUCAAACACCAUCAUUGAAGGCAAUGUUACUACGGUGAAUAAUACCAUUGUGUCUGCUGAUCCUCCGAAGAAUACAACAGAAAUCACUACUACUAUAUCUACAACAACUUCUUCAUCAGAUUCUACAACAACUGAACAAACAACUAUUUCCAAUACUUUUCCAUCUCUGGGCGCCAAUAACACUUUUCCUUCUUUAGGAACUAGCAGAGCAAAGAGAGAAGCAGCACAGCCCUUCUGCGUUACAAUACUUGCAGAACCUUCUGUAAGGAAAUCCACUGAAGGAGAAAUUGCGUUCAAUGAAGUGACUAACGUUUUUGAAAAAUUCUUUUCCAAUGCUUUCAAAACAGGCGAUAAGAAAAAAUAGAAUGAAAAUAUCAUUUAAAAUUAAUAAACCGCCAAAGCUGAAUGUUAUUGUUAUAUUGAGAGAAUUUAUCUGUGAAUAAUUAUUAUUUACUAUUUCUUAUCAUCACAAAAUAACAAAAGUGUUUUUGUUUGUAUAUUUCUUUGUGAUACGAUUUGUUACCGACAGCAAUGUUAUUAGUUGGAGAUUUUAUAUAGAUAUGUGACAUGAACUAUUUAUUUUCAAAAAUACUAUUUGAAAUAAAUGUUUUUAUGGAAGAAUGAAUUUGCCUUUGAAUGUAAA